Molecule: messenger RNA, 1348 nt
Organism: Bolinopsis microptera
Lineage: Eukaryota; Metazoa; Ctenophora; Tentaculata; Lobata; Bolinopsidae
Product: crystallin J1A-like
Exons: 2
Coding region: 74-1258 (394 amino acids)
Source: RefSeq, a predicted model, not a curated record
GACCGCACUUUCUGUACGUUUAGAUAAAGUAGAUACAUUUUCUCUUUGUGUUUUACAGUACGUUCUUGCUGAGAUGUUUGCACUUGUAUGUUUGAUUUCUUGCUUCUUUUUAUCAUCGACAGAACCACCAGAGGUCGCAUGCACAGACACGGACCUUUCACCACUUCAGAAUGCACUUAAAGAAGCCGAAAGGCAGAAGGGCAGAUCGGAGAGGAUAUCCACUCUUAUUGAGCAGAUACAGCAAUUAGACGGGGUCAAACAACGGAAAAUAGCUGCAGUUGUCGGAGCAGCUGUUGCUGACGCAGCUGCUAGACCACUCCAUUGGGUUUAUGAUAACAAAGCUUUGCAGACCUACAUUGAGCACGUUAAGGAGACCCCAGAAUUUUUACCUGAGAGCAAAUGUCCAUUCUACUCCCUGCCUACUGGAGAGAAUAGUUGUUAUUGGGAUAUUGCAGAGGCUUCUUUAACGGCCAUAGCUAAAUCUGAGAAGGGUGCAUAUGACUAUGAUAGUAUUUGCAAGGAGUUGGAGAAAUCGUUUGGGCCAGAAAACACGAACGGGUACGAUGCAACAGUUUUUGCAGAGUUCGCAAAAAAGUUGAAGGCGAAAAACAUUGAUGCACCCCAUGAGGGAAAGUAUUUCCAUGGAGCUGUUAUCAAUUUUCUCAAAGCCUACGAAAGUGACAAAGAUAAGAAACCAUAUGGGGACUCUAAGAUGAGGUCGACGGAAGGAUUUUGUCUUCUCCUGCCAAUAUCACUCAAAUUCGCUGGAGAUCCAAAUUUUGACAUGAUUUCAAAUGAAGUCAUUCAGACAAUGACAACAUGGAAAACAGCGACCCAACUUGCAAUGACAGCUUCAAGAAUUGUAAAUCAUCUCAUAGAAUCGCCAUCUUACGACAUCAUGAGUAUCAAACACGAAAUUGCAGAAUCGCACCCCAAAGCUUCGAGAAGUAUCCACGAAAUCCAAGAUGCCAUUUCCAACAUGUGGGGUCACUCCAGAUCUGUAAUUCAAGAAUUUGGACCGGCCUGCAACAAUCCCUCAUCAUUUCAGGGAGCAAUUCAUGCUACCGUUACUUCUACCUCAUAUACCGAGGCUGUCAGGAAGACGAUAGGAGCAGGCGGCUGCAAUUGUUCCAGAGCCUUCUUUAUUGGGGCUAUGUGUGGGGCUAAGUACGGGAUUGAUGGUAUUCCCAGAGAAUGGAUAGAGAAAACAACUCAUUCAGAGAAAAUACUCUCUUUAGCUAUCCAAGCUUUCUCUUAAAUCUGAGAUCAUCAAUUCGAAUAUCGCAUGAUUUUCACGAUUUUUUUUCAGUAGCAGCUUUGUAGAUUAUCUAAUAUGCAUUUGUUAAAA